ACAUGAGUAUCGCAUUAAAAAUUAAUCAAAUGUGAUCUGCAAUUCAAUUGAUUUAAGGGCGGUGAGCCGUCGACUUCUGUGAUUGACAAUAAAAGUGGUGUCAAUAAGCACAACAUUGUAGGAUCGGAUACACCAAAGUCAAGCAAAAACAUUAAACGAGUGUCGAGUCUACGGUUAGCCAACGGAAAGCUGAGCUAUACGUGUGUUCCUAAAGACGAGGAAACACCGAAAAAAUUAAACAAAGAAACAAUUGAUAUUAAGAUCGACAUAACUGACCAAAAGUCGACUCAGGAAAAGAGUCAAAUAACAGAACCACUUCUGCGACAAUCAACUGUAGAUAACGACAGUUCCGAUUAUGUCGACGAUUAUAUAAGACCAGAGAUGAACUAUAAGGACGGAACGGCCUGCAAAUCGCCUCCAGUGGUCCUCAUUAAGGAUACCAGUGGUAUGACAUGGAAUGGAGACAAAGAUGACAUCAGUCUCUAUGGAACGCCUAAAGAGGAGAUGAUUCCCGGCCUCUCUGAGGCAAAGGUGCCGUCAUUCAUGAGAAGUCAAAUCGAGGCUCUCUUUCAACCCUCGGAUAACAAACUGGCAAUGAAAUUGUUUGGUAGCAAAAAAGCACUAAUGAAUGAAAGGUUACGACAAAAAGAGUCGGGUCUCUUAAUAAUACACCCGUGCAGUACAUUUAGAUUUUAUUGGGAUUUAUGUAUGUUAUUACUAUUGGUGGCCAAUCUAAUUGUAUUACCGGUGGCCAUAUCUUUCUUCAAUGAUGACCUGUCCACGCGUUGGAUUGCAUUUAACUGUCUUUCCGAUACUAUUUUCUUAUUAGAUAUUGCAGUCAAUUUCCGGACAGGUAUAAUGAAUCCCGAUUUACCAGAACAGGUCAUAUUAGACCCUAAGCUAAUAGCCAGGACUUACAUGAGAUCCUGGUUUUUCUUGGACUUAAUUAGUUCAAUACCAUUGGACUAUAUAUUUCUAAUCUUUAAUCAGGAUUUUGGAGAAAAUUUUCAGAUAUUACACGCGGGAAGAGCUCUAAGAAUAUUAAGGUUCGCAAAAAUGUUAAGUUUAUUACGAUUAUUGAGAUUAUCAAGACUUGUCAGAUAUGUUAGUCAAUGGGAAGAAGUUUACAUGCACAGUUUGGCCACAUUUUCGGAUAAGAGAGGAUUUAUUGGGUUUUUAACUCGCAUUCCGGGGGCUAAAAAGUUCCUAAAUAUGGCAAACGUUUUUAUGAAAAUUUUUAAUUUGAUUUGUAUGAUGUUAUUGAUUGGACAUUGGAGUGGUUGUCUUCAAUUUUUAGUACCGAUGCUCCAGGGAUUUCCUGCCAACUCCUGGGUAGCCAUUAAUGAACUUCAAGAGUCUGAAUGGUUUGAACAGUAUUCGUGGUCACUGUUUAAAGCCAUGUCACACAUGCUAUGCAUAGGUUACGGCCGUUUCCCUCCUCAAAGUCUCACCGAUAUGUGGCUAACGCUUCUCAGUAUGAUCUCUGGUGCCACAUGUUAUGCACUAUUUUUAGGUCACACCACUAAUCUCAUACAAUCUCUUGACUCAUCGAGACGUCAAUAUAGAGAAAAACUAAAACAAGUUGAAGAGUAUAUGGCCUACCGAAAGCUGCCUCGCGACCUACGGGUGCGUAUUGGCGACUAUUUUGAGCACCGAUAUCAGGGAAAGUUCUUCAACGAAGACACUAUUCUGGACGAGCUUUCAGAACGACUACGAGAAGAUGUGAUUAAUUACAAUUGUCGAGCAUUAGUAGCUUCGGUGCCCUUUUUUGCCAACGCGGACACCGAUUUUGUCAAUUCAAUUGUCACUCGUUUGAAAUAUGAGGUCUUCCAGCCGGGAGACAUCAUCAUCAAAGAGGGAACCAUUGGCAACAAAAUGUUUUUCAUACAGGAAGGCAUUGUUGACAUUGUGAUGAUUAAUGGAGAUGUGGCCACCAGUUUGUCCGACGGCUCCUAUUUUGGAGAGAUAUGUUUGCUGACAAACGCCCGACGGGUUGCCAGUGUUAGGGCCGAAACGUAUUGCAAUUUAUUUUCACUAUCAGUUGAACACUUCAAUGCUGUACUGGAUAUGUAUCCAUUGAUGAGACGAACAAUGGAGUCGAUAGCAGCCGAAAGACUUAACAAAAUUGGCAAAAAUCCUAGUAUUGUCUGUCCUGAGAGAGACCUUCAAUGUGAUCUGAGGGCUGUCAGUGAACUGUUGACCCUUUCUGCUCAAAGUCCCAGUGAAGACAGCGAAAGUGAGAUCAGUAUAUUCCGGUCGCGACAGUUGCAAGAGAUUGGUCUCAAAAGACCCAAAUCUGAGUCUUGUUUUUCGCGAUUUACUAACAAUGGCACCGAAUUAAAUGUUUUAAGAGUCGAUCCAUCGCUGCAGAGGUCGGAAACAUUCUUUCAAUCGGUUGCCGCCGGACUCGCGGCCGCACACGAAGCCAGUCAUACGACACACCAAUAGGUUUUUUGUUAGUUAGCUAUAAAUUAAAUUAAAUU
Molecule: messenger RNA, 2483 nt
Organism: Oppia nitens
Lineage: Eukaryota; Metazoa; Arthropoda; Arachnida; Sarcoptiformes; Oppiidae
Gene: Ih
Product: potassium/sodium hyperpolarization-activated cyclic nucleotide-gated channel 2-like
Exons: 11
Coding region: 382-2448 (688 amino acids)
Biological process (GO): transmembrane transport; potassium ion transport
Cellular component (GO): membrane
Molecular function (GO): voltage-gated potassium channel activity
Source: RefSeq, a predicted model, not a curated record